CAGUUAUUGCCCGGUGGUUAAUUAAAUCCUAAAUUAUAGCAAUCAUGUUAGUGGCACGCGGGUAAAGAAAAUUCGAAUUUUUGUUUGCUCUCCUCACACCGUAGAACCGUGAUCUGCUUUUCCCACCGCAUCAUUUUCCUUCUUCUCCGACCUGCGUUGUCGACGGACCCGACCCGGUAGUUAACCUCCUACAGAUAUGGCAGCGUUCUUUUUUCUCCUCUCUUUUCCAAACGUGCUUACUUCUCGGAUUAAACUACUCUCAUCACACCAUCAUUCUGUUUAGACACCGAUCCAUUGUCGAAGAUACUAAGCGCCAGAUUACCAAAUCCCGGUUCUGGUGAUCAUAUCUGUUUUACAAGCACACAACUUAAACACAAUAAUCAUCUUUGACAUAUCCUGAUAUUCAAGUUUUUGCACAACCUUGAAACUGGGAAAAAGAGAAGAUAUAAUAAAUUUGUGACAUUCUAAAAAACGAUGAAGGGGAUUGGGUCAUGGACGUGUGUUGAUGCUAAGGAUGCCGAAAAACAAGUCAGCAUAAAAAACGAUGAAGGGGAUCAGGUCAUUUUUCGAUCCGUUAUGAUUAAGAUCAAUUCAAGUAUUUGCCAAAUUACAUUGAUUCAUCGCGCCGCAAUCAUUCAUGAGUUCAAGGUCACGGUUGUGGUGCGACAGUUGUGGAUCGAAUCGUGAUACCCAGACUCUUGAUGAUGGCAGAGCAUGCUGUAGUUUCUGUGGGAAACUUCUCGUUGAGGAUAAUUAUUCGGAAGAAGUUACAUUUGCUAAAGAUGCCGGAGGACAGAGUCGAGCACAAGGAACACUGAAUAGACUUGCCAGUGGUUACUCUGCUUCACGAGACAGGACAUUAGACGGAGCUUAUGAGGAUAUGCAAUGGAUGCUUUCAUCAGUGUUCAAUGAUGAUGACUCUAACGUACUUCGACGAGCAAGAAACUUCUAUAGAAUAGCACUGGAGAGGAAUUUCACAAAAGGACGUCCAAAGCAUCUUGUUGAGGCAGCUUGUCUUUAUGUUGCCUGUCGGACAUCAGAGCCUGAUCCUAAGCCGUAUCUUCUAAUUGAAUUUGCAGAGUUCUUGGGUAGAAAUGUAUACGAGCUGGGUGCUGUAUAUUUGACGCUUGUUCAACAGUUAAGCCUUCAAGAUGUUCAGUCUAUUCAGAAAGCAGUUGAUCCAAGUCUUUUCAUUCAUCGGUUUGCAAAUAGGUUGUUAGGACAGACCGAUGUCAAUGUUGAAACGACUGCACUUAAAAUUAUUGCUAGCAUGAAGCGUGACUGGAUGCAGACGGGAAGAAAACCGAGUGGGCUAUGUGGCGCAGCAUUAUACAUAUCAGCAAUUUCACAUGGCUAUAGUUAUACUAAAUCACACAUUGUAAAAGUUGUUCACAUCUGUGAAGCAACAUUGACGAAGCGAUUAAUCGAGUUUGAAAAUACAGAAUCAGGAAGCCUGACGAUUGAUGAGUUCACCCAAAAAGCAGAAAAACAUGAAGCGGAGCUUAGGUCACUGGGCCAAACCACCACUGGCAUCAAAUCCUCCGAUAAGAGUGAAGUUCUUUGUAAGCACAAGGGUGAACUGACUUUUGCUCAUGGACUCUGUCGAGAAUGUUAUGCAGAAUUCAUGAAUUUUUCUGGAGGAUUGGAUGGAGAAUCAGAACCUCCAGCUUUUCAGCGCGCACAACAUGAAAGAAUGGAGAAAGAGUAUGCUGAGAAAAACGCUGUUGACUCGAGUUGUGAUCACAUGGCUAUCCAGGGGCAGAACAGUAACUAUGUAAAAUAUGAUAAAAGAUCAGAGAUCCCAGGGGAAAGUAGAGAUGAAAAUCUGCACUCUUCAGAGCAUGUUAAUGCUGGGGGUGCUACCAAGGAAGUGCCCAUUGAUGAUGCUAGUUAUAGCAAAUUACAGGGUGCUGAUUAUAUUAGUGCUGAAUCACCUGCAUCAGAAACCCUGUCUGAUAUUGAAGAUCUUGAGGUAGAUAACUACAUUCACACUGCAGAGGAGAUGCAGUACAAGAAGAUCAUCUGGGAAGAAUUGAAUAGAGAAUAUGUUGAGGAACAACUAGCCAAGGAAGCUGCUGCAGCUGCUGCAAAGGAGGCGUGUGAAGCGCAUAUGCGGAAUUGUCCUGAGGACAUGGAGGAUGCUAGAAAGCUUGCUGCAGAAGUUGCAGCAGCCAUGGAACAAUCGAAAAAGGAAAGACGACAAAAAAGAGCAGCAGAGGCUAAAAAUGCAGCUCCUCCUCGAACUGCUGCAGAAGCAACCCGCCAAAUGCUAGCCAAGAAGAAGCUUGACUCGAAGAUCAACUAUGAUGUGUUGGACGAACUUUUAAUGACUCGGUUUCUCCAGAUAACAAGAAAAGCCGUCUAAAUGAUGAGGUGUACGCCAGUGGAACAGAAUACGUGAAGCAGAAUAUGAAGGAAAAUGACUCUGAACUGCUUCCAGAAAACGAGAAUGAAGGUGGACCAGAGGAAUUUUCUGAGGGCUUGCAAUAUGGUAAUGAAGAAGACUACAUUGAUGAUUAUGGAUAUGAUGAGGAAUAUUAGAAUGAUUGAAAUACCUAUUUUUUCAUCUAUAAUAAAGUUGGACUUGGACGACAACAAAUAGAUGGCAGCGAGAUUUUAACUGUUGUACAUCGUUUCUAUAUUGCAGCUUUAGUGAAUCAUCUGAAAUUCAUUAUUUUAUGCAAAAGAUAAUAAAUACACCGUUAGAAAUGCUCUCUAUAUUAGUCAAAUUUCAGAUCUGAGAUGACCACAACUAUUUGUAUUGUUUCAGGUGGCCUUAAUUUCUGUAAUCUGCACGUGAAAGCAUUGUAACAAAUCAUUAUGAUAAUUUUAUUUAUUUUUUUGAUAUUUAACAAA
Daucus carota subsp. sativus is the source of this 2856-nucleotide messenger RNA. RefSeq lists its product as uncharacterized. Gene Ontology annotation, biological process: DNA-templated transcription initiation; transcription preinitiation complex assembly; transcription by RNA polymerase III. Bases 638 to 2365 code for a protein of 575 amino acids. Gene Ontology annotation, cellular component: transcription factor TFIIIB complex; transcription preinitiation complex; nucleus. NCBI's taxonomy places the organism in Eukaryota, Viridiplantae, Streptophyta, Magnoliopsida, Apiales, Apiaceae. The transcript has 21 exons. Gene Ontology annotation, molecular function: RNA polymerase III type 3 promoter sequence-specific DNA binding; RNA polymerase III general transcription initiation factor activity; TBP-class protein binding. The record is from RefSeq and is a predicted model, not a curated record.